Molecule: messenger RNA, 1011 nt
Organism: Teleopsis dalmanni
Lineage: Eukaryota; Metazoa; Arthropoda; Insecta; Diptera; Diopsidae
Product: ubiquinol-cytochrome-c reductase complex assembly factor 1-like
Exons: 5
Biological process (GO): mitochondrial respiratory chain complex III assembly
Cellular component (GO): mitochondrion
Source: RefSeq, a predicted model, not a curated record
AAAGCACAUGAUUCUAAAAAAAUAUGGUGGCAUCAUUUUUUGUUUGACAGUUGCAAAGCAAAGUUUUCAAAUACAAAGCAAUGUUUAUCAGCUAUCACUCAACUGCAGACAACUACAAACACUGAGCGGAAUCAACAGUUCUUAUAUUUUGAUAGUCUUACAGAUGCUUGUCAUAUUAACAAAAUUCAUCCACAGCUUUCGAAAAGGAAAUAUUGCACGGCAGAAACAAAUUUAAUAAAUAAACAAACAAAACAACAAUUACAACAACAAAAUGGCAUACUUAAACGUGUACUACAUAAAGUUGGACUUGCACCAAAUUCAAAAUCACGUCUUAAAGUAGCAAGUCAUAUGCUGUAUGAAACAGUAGCGGACAAAAUUAACUAUUUAGUUUUCUUUCGGGAUUUCAAACUGCCAAAUACCUUCAAUUCUUGGUUUCUUGUUACAGAAUUGCAUGUCUGGAUGUUAUUGGUCCGCGCAAUGGCAGAGGGUUCAGAGUCAGGAGAAGACGGACGUUUUCUUCGUAACUGUAUUGUGGAAGCUAUGUGGGGUGAUGUAAAUAUGCGUGCAAAAAAAUUGGGUGCAAAUAAUCCAUCUCAAACACGCAAACAGAUAGAAAUUUUAUCCGAACAGUUUCAGGCUGCUCUAAUAGCUUACGACGAAGGAGCAAUGUCGAAUGACAGCAUUAUGGCUGGAGCGCUAUGGCGUAGAUUUUUUGAAAUGAAUUGUGAGGAUUAUGAGAGAAUUGAACGGCUAGUCAAAUAUGUACGAAUCCAAAUGAUUAUGCUGGACCAAUUGUCGCGAGAGGAAUUUAUUAUUAAACCAAAAAUACCUUGGGUUGAGUUAGACAAGAUUACUGUAAAAUAGUUUAAAUAAUAUAAUAAUUAUUUAAAAAUGCCCCGUGUUUAGAAGAAUAUAAAAGCUGUUUCUAUGACUUCUUGUUAUGAUGUUGAAUAGAAAAUUGUUUUACAAAAAUUUUUCGACACUAAAAUGAGUUACAUGAAAACCAAAAUA